CUGCAUCAAAUCUGGCAACCAGGACCAGAUCAGCUGAGUUCCUGAAUCAGUCGCCCCAGCUAGCUGCCGCUGCUCCAACUGAUCUCUCGUUGGCCCGGGCGUACAUAUUUUCAUUGCAAGCAUCGAGUUUCUUCAGUAGGUGAGCGUCUCGGUGCACGGCCAGAGCAGAAGCCGUCUGCUGUCCGCUCCAACCCUCUCAGCAUGGAGUCGUCCAAGUCUCCGCGGAGCUCCAAGCAUCACCACUCUCGGUCCAGAUCGCGAUCCAAGGACCGAAAACGUGACCGAAAGCACAGACGAAGUCGCAGCAGGAGCAAAGAGGCACGCAAGAGAGACUGUGAGAAGCCGACCAAGUCUCACAAGAAGCAGCAGGACGAGCAGGAGCAGAGCGAGCGGGGGAAGGACCGGCUCUCCGCCGAGAAUGGCGAGGAGCGACACCGCCGCAAGGGAGACAGGAAGCCGUCCAGGGGGCGGAGCCACUCCAGGGGGAGGAGCCACUCCAGAGGGCGGAGCCACUCUAGGUCACACUCACGGGAAAGGCGGCACCGCAGCAAAAGUCGAGACAAGAAGAAGUCUCGCUCACGGAGUCGAGACAGGAAGCGAAAGGCCAGGUCGGGGUCCCGGUCGAAGCACCGCCACCGGAGCCGGAGCCGCAGCAAGAGCAGGGAGCGGAAGAAGAAGAGCGAGAAAGUGCGCAGAAAGAGCCGGAGCAGGUCUGUAAGUCCGCCUGCCUUCCGGGGCAGAAACACAGCCAUGGACGCCCAGGAAGCCUUGGCCAGAAGGUACAACAACAACUUGGAGGAAUUACUGGAACGGGCCAAGAAGUUACAGGAACAAAAGGAAAAAGAGAUUCUGGAGAAACAACAGCAGCAGCAGCAGGAAGUGCCGAAAGCGCCCACACCGUUGCUAUGCAAGGCCGUAACGGCAGCGGCGCCCAUGGCAACCCACACAGUGCUCAACGUAGCGGCCCUUCUGGCCUCUGGCACCCAGGUCACACCCCAGAUAGCAAUGGCGGCCCAGAUGGCCGCCCUCCAGGCCAGAACACUGGCGGAGACGGGCAUCGCCGUGCCCAGCUACUACAACCCCUCCGCCGUGAACCCCAUGAAGUUUGCCGAGCAAGAGAAGAAGCGGAAAAAACUGUGGCAAGGAAAGAAGGAAGGGGACAAAUCCCAGACCGCUGAGUUGUGGGAGAAGCUCAACUUUGGCAACAAGGACCAAAACGUCAAAUUUCGGAAGUUGAUGGGCAUCAAAGACGAGGAAGAAGGCGAAACCUCCAAACCACUCAACGCAGAGGGUCUAAAGACGCUUCAGCAGCAAGAAGAGAUGUUUAGAAACCUGGACGUUCAGUACGAAAUGGCUCGCUCACAGACCCACACCCAGCGGGGCAUGGGCCUGGGAUUCACCACCUCCUUCCGUGGAAUGGACACCAUUUAGUGCAGGGCCUUCCCCACCCCCCCCCCCCCCGCCGUCCCAGUGUCUCUGAUCAUACACCGUCUGUCAUCUAGCUGCCAGCUAGGUCUCGUAUCUAGUGUGCAAGCUUGCAUGGAUGUCUCUUCUGGUUGUCAUUUAGAAGCACCGAUAUCACCUCCUGGGACACGAUGUAAAUAGACAGUGUGUGUCACUGUCACUCUGUAUAAUGCCAGUUAUGCUUGGUUGUUUUUUUGGGGGGGGGGGGGGGCGGGGCUGGGUUAUUUUUUUUAACUUAAAAUAUAUGCAAUGUGAUUGUUUGAAUUGGAAUAUGGUUUAGGUCCGGUUGGUAGAGUUUCGAUUCCAUUCAGUUACCCAAAACAUGUGCAUCCCUUUAGGAAACGAGGGCUGAGCGGAAUAUUUUUGCUGCGUUUCUUCAUGAUGGAUGUAUAAGAACAAAAAACUGAAGUUGUGUUUAGUUUGUCAAAUAAGAGACUGGAACCAUUAUGUAAUACUUUCUGAUCUUCAAAUAAAUCCUUUGUGUUCACAGGGGUAUUUUCAUUUGUUGAACUGAGGUAAUGAUGCAUCACACAGCAGGAAUUCUGUUAGAAUUGAUUUAUAUUUAAGUUUUUUGCAAUUUGCAGAGCAUGUAUAUGGGACCGCCAGAACAGUCUAUAAUUUAAAUCCAUAAAGGGACCAGACACUUUAUAUCUAAAAAGUCACUCAUAAACCAAUAUAUUUUCAUUCUUGGUGCUGAAAUGACUAAACCAUCGAUUAGUAAAGAUGCUUAUAAGUUAAAAGACUCAGACACAAACAUGAGUUUAUACAGUCAUGAACCUUUUAAUAAACCCAGCAUUACUUCCUGUUCCAACAGUUCAGUCCUUCAUCUACAUAUAAGGCUGGAGUAAAGCACGUGCGCUGCACCGGUUAUGAGGUUGUGGUUUGCGAACUCAAGGAUGAGGAGCAGGAUGGGAUACUCGCUGUGCCUCUUCGCCUGGUGGGCCUCGUCGCUCAGACCCAUCCAGUGGAGCAUCAGCGUCUGCAUGGCCUCUGGGAAGAGCUCUGUGGCCAGCUGAUCUGCAGGCGGCAGGUCGGUGAUGCGCUCGAUAUGCUCCACUUUAAAGCUCUCCACCUUUUGGCUGAUGCAGCUGUUGGCCCCGUGAAACCGCUGGCCGAGCCAGCACGCUACAGAGUUAAGUAAAUGGCUGGAAUACACAGAACCCCCACACACUGUUCCUAGCAGCGUUAGCACAGCCUGUGUUAGAUGUUUUUCCUCCAGGUUCCCAUCUAAACACCCGUCAAUGCUGUCCAGGAGUAACAAAGCAGUCUUGAACUUCUGAGUGCAGUCGGCAUUGUCUUC
Messenger RNA from Gadus chalcogrammus (walleye pollock), 2764 nucleotides. It is a transcript of the gene rsrc2, whose product is annotated as arginine/serine-rich coiled-coil 2. Bases 202 to 1431 code for a protein of 409 amino acids. The record is from RefSeq and is a predicted model, not a curated record. The transcript has 10 exons. NCBI's taxonomy places the organism in Eukaryota, Metazoa, Chordata, Actinopteri, Gadiformes, Gadidae.